Messenger RNA from Boleophthalmus pectinirostris (great blue-spotted mudskipper), 4035 nucleotides. It is a transcript of the gene cntn3a.1, whose product is annotated as contactin 3a, tandem duplicate 1. The transcript is spliced from 23 exons. The record is from RefSeq and is a predicted model, not a curated record. Lineage: Eukaryota; Metazoa; Chordata; Actinopteri; Gobiiformes; Gobiidae. Bases 1 to 3087 code for a protein of 1028 amino acids. Gene Ontology annotation, molecular function: cell-cell adhesion mediator activity. Gene Ontology annotation, biological process: cell-cell adhesion; brain development.
AUGGAGUUGCUAUGGAAACUUCUCCUGCUGCUGUCAUUGGUGGAGAGUGUGGCAGGAACUGGAGUGCUUCUGAGACCAGUGUUCACAAAGCAGCCUGGCAGUGUGGUGUUCCCUCUGAAGCCUGGAGAGGACCAAAGAGAGGUGGUCUUCAGCUGUGAGGCCCAGGGUCACCCACCUCCCAUUUACAGGUGGAAACUCAAUGACUCCUUCAUCCUGCCCCGGCCCGGCUCCAGGUACACUCUGAUGGGAGGGAACUUACACAUCACUCACCUGAAUAAAGAUGAGGACGUGGGCAUCUACCAGUGUCUGGCAUCCAACUCCUUUGGCACCAUCGUGAGCAGAGAGGCGAGCCUGCACAUCGCAUACUUGGAGAACUUCAAGACACAGAGGAGGAAUCCGGUGAGGGUCCGCGAGGGUCAGGGAGUGGUCCUGCUGUGUGGCCCACCCCCCCACUCUGGAGAGCUUACCUUCACUUGGAUCUUCAACCACUACCCCUCCUUCGUUACCCAGGAUACACGACGCUUCGUGUCCCAGAAGACGGGGAACCUGUACAUCGCCAAAGUGGAGCCGUCUGACGUGGGCAACUACACCUGUGUGGUUACCAACACCGUCACCAAGACCAGUGUCCAAGGCCCACCCACUCCGCUCAUACUCAGGGUGGAUGGUGCAAUGGGCGAGUAUGAGCCAAAGAUAGAGGUGCAGUUUCCUGAGGUGGUCCCUGUUGCCAAGAGCUCCACCGUCAAACUGGAGUGUUUUGCUCUGGGGAACCCUGUACCAACCAUCAGCUGGAGGAGAGUGGACGGGGCGACUUUUGGACGUAAAGUGGAUGUAAACAAAGCCAGUGGUGUGUUGGAGAUCCCGUACUUUCAACAGGAAGACGCUGGAGCUUAUGAAUGUACAGCAGAGAACAGCAGAGGCAGGAACUCUGUACAAGGCAAACUCUCUUUCUAUGCUCCGCCUCAUCUGACCGAGAAGCCCCAGGAUGUGCAGAUGACCAUAGAUGAGAAUCUGGUGUGGGAAUGUAAAGCCAGUGCCAAGCCCAAACCCUCGUACAGGUGGUUAAAGAAUGGAGAAGCUCUGGAUCCCAUGGAGCAGGACAGGCUUCAGGUGAGCGCUGGAGUGCUGACCAUUAGCAGUCUGAAUCUGGCUGACAUCGGCAUGUACCAGUGCGUGGCCGAGAACAAGCACGGACGUGUGUUCACCAACGCAGAGCUCCGAGUCAUCGCCAUCGCUCCAGACUUCUCUCAGAACCUGCUCAAGGCCCAGACUCUGGCCCGACUGGGCGGCGACAUCUUGAUCGAGUGCAAGCCUCGGAUGUCUCCUCGGGGCGUCAUUUCAUGGAGGAAGGGCAAAGAGGCGCUGCGAGAAAGCCACAGGGUCACUGUGUUGGAGACUGGGAGCCUGCGAAUCGCCAAUGUCACCAAGAUGGACGCUGGGCUGUACACGUGUGUGGCCAGGAACCAGUUUGGGGUGGCAAGCAGUGCUGGGAGUCUAUUGGUGAAAGAGCCGACCAGUAUCACAAGCCCGGCGGGUCAUCUGGAUGUGACCGUGGGAGAGAGUAUAGUCCUGCCCUGUCAGGUUUCCCAUGAUCCAACACUGGAGCUCAAGUUCACCUGGUUCUUCAAUGAACAGCUCAUCCACUUUGGCAGUCACGGGGCCUAUUUUGAAAAAGUUGGUGGGCGCUCCGCCGGUGACAUUAUGAUCAGGAACAUCCAGCUGAGGCAUGCUGGGAAAUACACGUGCGCCGUUCAAACCAAAGUGGACAGUGUUUCCAUUGCUACUGAUGUGGUCGUCAGAGGUCCCCCUGGUCCCCCUGUGGAUUGUCAGGUGACUGAGGUGACUGAGACCACUGCGUCUGUGUCCUGGGGACCUGGUCUGGACAACCACAGCCCCAUCCUGAGCUACGCCAUCCAAGCCCGCUCCCCCUUCUCCCUGGGCUGGCAGGCCGUCACCACUGUACCCGAGCGGCUGGGGGGGAAGCAGCUGUCAGCCGCAGUGACGGACUUGAAUCCCUGGGUAGAGUACGAGUUCAGAGUCCUGGCUACAAACAGCAUCGGCACUGGAGAGCCCAGCAGAGCCUCCAAACGCGCACGCACCAAAGAAGCGCUGCCCAGAGUGACCCCUGCCCGUGUGAGCGGAGGUGGAGGAGGCCGCUCCGAGCUGGUCAUUACCUGGGAGCCUGUUCCAGAGGAGAUGCAGAGCGGGCCCGGCUUUGGAUAUGUGGUGGCGUUCCGUCCUCUGGGAGCUCCGGGGUGGAUGCAGGCAGCGGUCACCUCUCCCGAUGCCUCUAGAUAUGUAUUCAAAAACGAGAGCAUCCCGCCUUUCUCACCCUAUCAGGUCAAGGUGGGCGUGUACAACAACAAGGGGGAGGGGCCGUUCAGUCCUGUCACCACCAUCUAUUCUGCAGAGGAAGAGCCCGGCCGAGCCCCCGGGAGGCUGAGAGCACGCAGCUUAUCCGCGUCUGAGGUGGAGGUCACCUGGAAGCCCCUGGCCUGGAGCAACAACCGCAGACGCAUCCUGGGAUACGAGUUGCGUUACUGGGGUGAAAGGGAGAAGCAGGACACAGCCCGGGUCAUGAGGACGGUGGGAAACAGGACGUCCAUUUUGGUUCGAGACCUGGAAGGCAGCAGCACCUACAGUCUGUGCCUCAGGGCGUAUAACAGCGCCGGAGUGGGACCACCCAGCAACAUCGUCAAUGUCACCACCAAGAAACCACCUCCCAGCCAGGCCAUCUCCAAAAUCAUGUGGAACACCUCCAACUCCAAGGUCAUCCUCAAGUGGGACCAAGUUCAUGCACUGGAGAAUGAGUCGGAAGUUACAGGAUACAAGGUCAUGUACAGUCAGGACAAGCACAGUAGUCCCAGUGUUGUGGAGACCAACAGCACGUCUUUGGAGCUGUCUCUGCCAGUGAACCAGGACUAUGUGAUCCAGAUUAAACCCUUUAGUGAAGGAGGAGAAGGCAGCAGCAGCCGGCAGAUCACCAUACCCAAGAUAGCAGGCUCAGUUGCCAUGGGCACAGCUCCUCAGUCCUUGGUGUGUCCUUUGCUCAAUGUGGCUCUGCUCCUCACAGUCCAGAGCAUCUUAUGACAAACCUGAUCCAGGGACCACUCGGCCGCUGAUGAAGAGGAGGCUUCACCUGUCCCCUCCUCCUCCUCUUCCUCUCCUCUCUGUAAAGACGUGAUGUCCCUUUCUGAAGGAGUCACCAAAAGGGAACAGCUCUUUCACAAGUACAAGCUUUUAUGAAUCUGAAUGGACCCAGUCACUCCAGGAUGGCCUCUUUGAACACUCGCUUUUGGAUAUUUGUACCUCGGAGGCACGCAGAUGUGUGCUGCACAAUUGGUUCUGUAUAUGUUUGAAUCUGUCAAAGGAAAAGUGCCAGUCGCAUCAAAGGAAAUGUAUGUUCUUUUUGACUUUUUAUACAAAGAAUCUCCAAGAGACGAAGAGAGGGUCCAACACUUAGCUCAUUCAAAGUUGAGUCAGACUUCAAUGGGGAAAAAGUUGUUUGUAAUUUCAAUGGAAAUCUUUCUUUCUGAGCCCCGACAGAGCUACGCCUUUCGCUUUAAGACCAACUGGACUUUUGAGAUUUCUAUCUUUGCCUGGAUUUGAUCACGCUUUUACCAUGUGACAUUGAAAACCUCAGCGUUGCCAUGAACUUGACUGGUUACCAAAGGUGUUAUACCUGUUGUAUCAUUGUGAGCAAAUGCAAUGUGUAGACCCCAAAAUGGCUUCCAUCGUAAAACAGCUCAUUUGUUUUGAUCACUCAGUGUCUUGCCUUGUUUUUCUCCUCCUCCCAUUGACGUCCAUGACAGAGAUCAGUAGGCGUACACUGUAUGUAUGAAUCCUCAGGUCCCAAUCAGCCUUAAGUCUUAAAAUUCUGGUCCAUUUAGGUUUUCUCCUGUCAUCAUUGGCUUAUAUUUUCAUUUAUAAAAUUUUUUUAUUUUUUUCACACUUUUGAUCAUUUCAGCUCAAAUAAACAUGCCUUCCCCUCUGUUUGUCAUUGUAAGCAUUGUAAAACAGUGGCAGUGACUUUUCUAA